AUGAUACUUCAAAGAUCCAGAUCCUUUCUUUUCACUAUCUCGAUAGGAGCGAUCCUCAUAGUUUUCGUUUCAAUCCGUACAGGUCUGUUAACCGUCGAGGCUCGCACGAAUACGUUCAAGAAAUGGGAGGAUCUUACGACAAACGAGGCGUUAGAGCGGGUGCGACAACAAAAUUUACAUGGAUAUCAGUAUGCGGCGCCCGAAGAGACAUUUUAUGAGAAUGAAUUGAGUGAGAGGGAUCGGGAUUUGUUGGCGAAGUUGGCGAAGGGUAGCACAGCUAGGGAUAAGAGAACACAGACGAUUGAGAGGCUGUAUACUUUGGACAGCGAGGAUGCUUGGAAUAGACAUAUCGAAGACUUAGACGACGAGGGUCUCCCACCGUUAACGAAGUUUACACAAAGAUAUAUCUAUGAACACCAGCACCCGGAAAGCUGCAAAGACAAGAAAUUCAUUGUGAUGGAAUCCUUCCCGAAUGACGAAAGCUUUGGAUUAGGCGCCAUUGUUUUCUCUAUCAGCAUGAACCUCAAUCUAGCACUCCGCUUCAACAGAAUCCUCAUCUUCAACCCCAAAAACGGACCGGGAAGACACUUCAUCGACCCUUCAUCUCACGAACUCUGCGGAAACUCCAUGGAAUGCUUCUUUGAAAAACUUAGCAGCUGCAGUAUGGACGAUCUAACACCGGAAAACCACAUUCUCCUCCCCGCAAGGUCUGAAAUAGACCAAGAUAUCAUGAACACACCCGCAGGAGCUCUGCCCCAAAUCUUUGGAAUCGCCUUAAAAAGAAUGUACCCGAUGAUCACACCCGACACAUUGAAGUACUGGUGGAGAGGUCAAUCGAUAUCAUACAUCAUGCGCUUCAACGCUCGUACAAUGGCCGAAUUACUCCGAAAACGUCGUGAUCCGGCACUACAUAAAGCUCUCUUUUUCGACGGUGACGACAUUGUCGACAGUUCGACUGUGCCUUUCCCCAUGCCUGCGGGAUCGGUAAGCAUGCACGUCCGCCAUGGAGAUAAGGGGAUAGAAAUGGAGCUCAAGAAUUUUCAAGAAUACGUCGAUGCGGCGGAGGAGUUUAUAUCACAGAAUCCUGUGGGAUUCAAGAAGAUUGCAUUUGUGUCGACUGAGAAUCCGGAUGUAUUUGAGCAGGCGAAAGAACAUUUGCAGAAGGAGCAUGAGAUGUAUAAAGUUGUGGAUGCGAAAGCACGAACAACGAGCGAUUGGUCCUGGACAUGGUAUUGGAGUGAAAUUCCCCGAGCCAACAUCGGACCCGAGCAGCAAUUAGAAACAUUUGGAAACCGAACGGAUAUGACAAUCAAUUGGUUUUUACAGCUGAUGAUGGCGAUUGAAUGCGACAUGAUGAUUGGUACAAGAGGUUCCGGAUGGAGCCGUAUGCUGGAUAAUCUUAGAUGUGGGUGGCUCGGGAAGUGCCAACAGCCGUUCCUCGAUGUUGGGGACGUUCAGGAUUGGGUGUUCUAUGGCAUUUAA
This is a messenger RNA of Orbilia oligospora ATCC 24927, 1482 nucleotides long. RefSeq lists its product as uncharacterized. The coding region runs from base 1 to 1482 and encodes 493 amino acids. The record is from RefSeq and is a predicted model, not a curated record. The transcript has 6 exons. Gene Ontology annotation, biological process: protein N-linked glycosylation. NCBI's taxonomy places the organism in Eukaryota, Fungi, Ascomycota, Orbiliomycetes, Orbiliales, Orbiliaceae. Gene Ontology annotation, molecular function: alpha-(1->6)-fucosyltransferase activity.